Sparassis crispa is the source of this 1917-nucleotide messenger RNA. Its product is annotated as Cystathionine gamma-synthase. Gene Ontology annotation, biological process: transsulfuration. Lineage: Eukaryota; Fungi; Basidiomycota; Agaricomycetes; Polyporales; Sparassidaceae. The record is from RefSeq and is a predicted model, not a curated record. The coding region runs from base 1 to 1917 and encodes 638 amino acids. The transcript has 4 exons. Gene Ontology annotation, molecular function: cystathionine gamma-synthase activity; pyridoxal phosphate binding.
AUGAGUACGACUGUAACUACUACGCUGAGUGACCAGCAAAAAACCUUGGGCAGUCCAGUGCCCCCAUUCACCGCACAUGCCAUCUCAGUGUCGCUCCCGACAUGGAAGGACAACGUUGGGUAUGAGGCGGGGGAGAAGCGCGUGGUGGACGCAAUGGUAUCGGGUUACCCACGAUUUUUCAUCCACCUGAGCAUCCAAAAGCUCGCACUCAUAUGCGAGCAGAAAUUCGGUAUGCACGGCGAACGCUGCCUACUGUGUCCAACACGCAGGAUCGCAGAACAGUGCCGCGCGUUCAUGAUCGACAGGGCCGCGAAGGAGGGAUCUUCCGUCCAGGUGCGCCUCAUACAGUUUGUGAUUUGCCCUGAAGACAAAGAGGACGAACAACCUGCCGGGAACUCCUGCAUCGAGCUGCACAUCGUGCUCUUUCCGGCCGAAUUCUUCCCCAUUGCGAAGCAAUUUUGGCAACACACAGGACUCUGCAUAUCUAGCCGCCGCGCAGAGCGCUGCCUCUCCAUGCUGCCCAACGAAUCUCCGGGAAUCCGCUCUCCCGUGUCUCCGUCCUCUCGCCCACCGACUAAAGCACUGAAUAAACACUACUCCACGAAGAACUUUGGAAAAUCGCCUCCCGCGUCUCCUACUGUGCAGUCUUAUGACACCCCACCGUCUCAGAGUAUAGCAGAAGCCCUGAGCGUGGAUCAGGCAGUGUACUUGGAAGAGCGCUACGGCCGCAAUCUCCCCCUCGAAUCUGCGGCUGCGGCAAAACGCGCCAUGCGGCGCCGCAUCGCAGGCGUACUCGUGCGUGACAGCCCGGGAGAUUGGUCCGCUGCUGGUGGGCACUCAGUUGAGCUUGGGCCCAGCACCAGAGGCGUGGAAGGUGUUACGGAAGACGAUGUGUACUUGUAUGCUACGGGUAUGGCUGCGAUAUUCAGCGCUCACCAGCUUGCGUUGGCUACACGCCCCGCUGCGAAAAGCAUAUGCUUUGGAUUCCCUUAUACCGAUACCCUCAAAAUUCUGGAAAAGUGGGGUCCUGGGUGCCAUUUUCUGGGUCACGGCUUGGACGAGGACAUCGACACGCUCGAAUCGAUACUCGAGCAGGAGUCUACCAGAGCCUCCGGUCCUCCUGUACUCGCUCUAUUUACCGAGUUCCCUUCGAACCCGCUCCUGCGCUGUGCUGACCUACCGCGACUCCGCGCCCUCGCAGACAAGUACGAUUUCCUAAUCGUAGUCGACGAGACGCUCGGUAACUUUGUGAACGUCGAGGUCCUUCCGUACGCAGACAUCGUCGUCAGCAGUCUCAGCAAGGUCUUCAGCGGGGAUUCCAACGUCAUGGGCGGAAGCCUUAUCCUCAACCCGAGAGGCAAGCACUACGCCACGCUCAAGGCGCAUCUCGCAGAGAACUAUGAAGACUCAUACUUCGACGAAGACGCCAUCUUCAUGGAGCGCAAUUCGCGCGACUUUAAGCGGCGCAUCGAGGUCAUCGACGCGAACACGCUCGCUGUCUGCACCUUCCUGCGUUCUCGCUCUCUCGCUGCGCCGGCGCCGGCGACCGCCUCAGUGGUCAAGGAGGUAUUCUAUCCCAAGUGGUGCACACGCGCGAACUUCGAGAAGUGCCGCGUGCGUAGGGGUGACGAAGACGCGGGCUUCGGCGGGUUGUUCUCGCUGACCUUCACCUCGCAUGUCGCCGCGCAGGCGUUCUUCGAUGCACUGCCCUGCCACAAGGGCCCGAGCCUCGGCACGAACUUCACACUCGCGUGUCCGUAUGCUAUUCUGGCGCACUUUGCGGAGCUCGAGUGGGCGGCGGGAUAUGGAAUCGAGGAGAGUCUUGUGAGGGUCAGUGUCGGGAUGGAGGACAAGGAGGUGCUGCUCGCGAAUUUCGAGAAGGCGUUGCUGGCCGCGGAGGCUUUGGGCACGUCGUGA